Messenger RNA from Brassicogethes aeneus, 966 nucleotides. The record is from the annotation of a GenBank genome assembly. NCBI's taxonomy places the organism in Eukaryota, Metazoa, Arthropoda, Insecta, Coleoptera, Nitidulidae.
AUGCCGUUUGGAAUUCCAAUGGUGUGGACCGAUCCUGGAAACCAUGAAGUUGAUCAGUGCUAUGUGUGUGUGAAUAAGGUAAACGGACUAAACAGAUUUAAAGCACGCAAUUUCAGAAAUAAAAGUGUUCCAUCAGCACAAACGCCUUUACUACAUUCCGAAAACGUUCCGAUCCCAAAGUUACCAAGUCCGGGAGAAAAUUAUGUGCCACCAUCAUUUGAUUUUGCAUCAGAAUCACAUUCAUUGUAUCAGCCAUCUAACAUUACAUUACCUUGCAAACAUAUUGAAUGUACACAAAAUCGCUUGGAUAUGAUGGCACGCCAACUAAAAUUAUCACAAAAACGUCAGGUUGUGUUGGCACAGCAUCUCAAGUCACUAAAUAUUUUAGCCCCAGAUGUAAAGAUCUAUGGCGCUCUCGGACGACAACGAGAAUUUAUGAAGUAUUUUAAUCGGAAUGAUGAAAAUACAUUUGCACAUUGGAAUAAUAUUAGUGGUUUGAUGGCAGCAAAUGGCAACGAAUAUAAUGCAGCAGAUUGGCGACUUUUUAUAGAUGCAUCAAAGAGCAGCUUAAAAUCGGUACUUCUUUAUAUUGACAAUACAAAGAGCCCAAUUCCAGUUUCAAUACAUACAGAAACAGAUGAAAACAAAGAAUCCAUGCAAAAAAUAAUUGAUGCUAUAAAAUACCAUGAGAAUUUAUGGAAAGUAUGCGCUGAUUUAAAAGUGGUUGCAUUGUUGCGUGGACUGCCACAUAAAGGUUAUCCAAAAAACAUGUGUUUUUUAUGUCAAUGGGACACAAGAUAUGCGAACCAAUAUCAAAAGCGCGACUGGCCAGCCCGCGAAACCAUUAGAAUUGGACAUCAAAAUGUGAUCUAUGAACCAAUGGUUCCGAUGGAAACAAUUUUGCUACCACCGCUGCACAUCAAAUUGGGCCUCGUCAAGAAUUGCAACAAAUUUUUCGUCGAUUGA